This is a messenger RNA of Penicillium mononematosum, 1053 nucleotides long. RefSeq names its product zinc-binding alcohol dehydrogenase family protein. The transcript has 2 exons. The coding region runs from base 1 to 1053 and encodes 350 amino acids. NCBI's taxonomy places the organism in Eukaryota, Fungi, Ascomycota, Eurotiomycetes, Eurotiales, Aspergillaceae. Gene Ontology annotation, molecular function: oxidoreductase activity, acting on NAD(P)H. The record is from RefSeq and is a predicted model, not a curated record.
AUGUCCAUCCCAAAGAACUCAGCUGCAUGGCUCAUCAAAGCCGGCUCCCCCCUACAGGUGGGAGAUGCUCCACUGCCCACAGCUGGUCCAGGAGAACUCGUCAUUAAAAAUGCGGCGGUUGCUAUCAACCCUCUUGACUGUCACAUGCAAGACUCCGGGGUCUUCGUGCAGGAAUGGCCCGCCAUCUUCGGCUGCGAUGUAGCCGGUGAGGUGUAUGAAGUGGGAAAGGGUGUUGAACGCUUCAAGAGAGGGAAUCGUGUAAUCGGGCAUGCUAUCAACCUGACCAGUGGGCGCCCUCGGGAUGGCGCAUUCGCUCUGUACACAGUAAUCCCUGCAACCAAAGCGGCCAUACUCCCCGAUGAAAUAUCUUUCACGGAUGGUGUUGUCGUGCCAUUCGCAUUGGAGGCGGCUGUCUGCGUGCUUUCCGUCAAGGAGCCAGGUGUCGCCAUGCCCGGUGUGGCUACACCGGCACUGGGCUUUCCAUACCCUUCGCUGGGGGACGUGCCAUCCUCCGGCAAGAUGCUCGUUAUCUAUGGGGGCUCAUCCGCCGUUGGCUCAAUGACAACCCAGCUCGCCACAGCGGCUGGACUUCACGUCAUCGCCAUUGUCGGAGCACACAACUUCGAAUUCAGCAAGCGGUGCGGUGCAUCUCAAGUAUUCGAUCGCAAUGAUACUUCACUUGCCGAUAAGGUUAGCGACGCAGUUCGAAAGAAUGGUGGCGAGUUCGUUGGCAUCUUUGAUGCUAUAGCUACCUCCGAGACUUACGCUCACGAUAUCACCAUCCUUGAUCAGCUGGGUGGAGGCCACCUUGCUUGCGUGCAUCCUCCUCCUAGUAUCGAUCUCCCUGCGAAUGUCAAUGCUGGUAUGAUCUUUGCUGUCAACGAUGUUGCAACGCCUGUCUGGGAGGAAUAUGUUACGCCUGCGUUGCAGUCCGGAAGGCUUCAGUGCCUCCCACCCGCACUUGUCGUCGGUAAAGGCUUAGAGCAUAUCCAAACUGCGCUGGAAAAGUCCAAGGCAGGAGUUAGUGCCAUGAAACUGGUGGUGGAGCUGUAA